AUGGAUCCAUCAGGACAUUUCAUCGUUGACGAUGUAAAUGGUAUUGAUUUAUCAAAAUUAACUAUACGAUCAAGGGUAGAUCAACUUACUAUUUCAAGAAGUAGUUCUGCACCACCAGUUGUACCUGAAGAGGAGUUUCAAGGAUUAGAAUCAAUAUCCCCUCAAGACCCAAGAUUAGAUAUAAAUUAUUAUAAUUAUUAUUAUUCACAAAGACCAUUAGACCCACGUUUACCACCACCUUUAAUCACACCAUAUCAAGCAUAUUAUAAAAAUAAUAAUCAACAACAACAGCAACAACAACAUAGUUUUGUUGAUCAAGACUCACAUCAACACCAAUAUUUACCACCACAACAGCAGCAACAACAACAACAUUCACACCCAGUUCAUCAACAACAACAACAACAACAACCACCACAACA
Dictyostelium discoideum AX4 is the source of this 419-nucleotide messenger RNA. RefSeq lists its product as hypothetical. The annotation marks the transcript as partial. Lineage: Eukaryota; Evosea; Eumycetozoa; Dictyosteliales; Dictyosteliaceae. The record is from RefSeq and is a predicted model, not a curated record. The transcript has 3 exons.